AUGACUCUCUGCUUCUGCUCUCUUCCUCGGCCGUCGCCAUUGAUCCACCAGCCGCAUCUCCAAUGGAAUCCAAACCCUAACAGCAGAUCAAACUCCUCGCUCUCCCUCUCAACUCAUCGCCUCGCUCCCUCUCCUCUCGCCGUCGUCAGAGUCGCCCAACCAGGCGCUGAAGUUGCAUCUCCACCUCCGGAGAGCGCAGCGAUAAUUCCGGCCGGCGAAGAAGAGCCUCAGGUUACCGGGCCUGUGAAUGGAUCCUCGGUGGAAGAAUCGGAGGUCAAACCGACGAGAGUUAAGAAGAAGAGCAGAGAAGACGAGGAUAGCUUCGACAAUAGGUUCACGCUUCGAAAUGGAAAGGAGGUUUUGGCUGAAAAUGCAUACCUAGUUGGAGUUGAGCGCAAAGGAGAUCCGGAUAAUACUUUUGGCAUAGAGGAGUCGCUCAAGGAAUUGGCUCAGCUUGCUGACACCGCUGGGCUUACGAUCGUUGGUUCGACGUAUCAGAAACUAAGUACUCCAAAUGCGAGGUCAUACAUUGGCUCUGGCAAGGUCUCAGAAAUUAAGAGUGCGAUUCAUGCUCUAGAUGUUGAGACUGUGAUAUUUGACGAUGAGCUUUCUGCUGGGCAACUUCGUAAUUUAGAGAAGGCAUUUGGUGAAAAAGUUAGAGUUUGUGAUCGCACUGCCCUCAUCUUGGAUAUCUUCAACCAGAGAGCUGCAACUCAUGAAGCAUCUUUACAGGUCGCAUUGGCUCAAAUGGAGUACCAGUUACCACGACUUACAAAAAUGUGGAGUCAUCUUGAGCGUCAAGCUGGUGGCCAGGUCAAGGGUAUGGGUGAGAAGCAGAUUGAAGUUGACAAACGUAUCUUACGUACUCAAAUUGGAGUUCUAAAAAAAGAGCUAGAAUCUGUAAGGAAACACAGGAAACAGUACCGAACCAGGCGUACUGCUGUACCUGUUCCAGUUGUAUCUUUGGUAGGGUAUACAAACGCUGGGAAGAGUACUCUCUUAAACCAAUUGACUGGAGCAGGAGUUCUAGCUGAGGACAAACUAUUUGCUACUCUUGAUCCUACUACUAGAAGGGUUCAGAUGAAGAAUGGAAAUGAGUUCCUCCUCACUGAUACUGUUGGUUUCAUCCAAAAGUUGCCCACUACCCUGGUUGCUGCUUUCAGAGCAACGCUAGAGGAGAUUUCUGAGUCUGCGUUGAUGGUGCAUGUGGUUGACAUUAGUCAUCCACUAGCAGAACAACAGAUUGAUGCUGUGGACAAAGUCUUAUCAGAACUAGAUGUUUCAUCAAUUCCAAAGUUAAUGGUUUGGAAUAAGGUUGACAAGGCCGCUGAUCCUCUGAAAACAAAAUUAGAAGCAGCAAAACACCAGGAUGUUGUCUGCAUAUCUGCUCUGACUGGGGACGGGUUACAAGAUUUCUGCGAUGCAGUCCAGGACAAAUUAAGGGACUCAAUGGUGUGGGUGGAAGCUUUGAUUCCCUUUGACAAAGGGGAGCUGCUGAGCACAGUACAUCAAGUUGGGAUGGUGGAGAGAACUGAAUAUAUGGAGAACGGGACACUAAUCAAGGCACAUGUACCCCUUAGAUUUGCACGUCUACUGACUCCGAUGAGGCAUCUAUGUAAACUCAUAUAUGCAGCCAAAAGCCUCAGUACAAGCCAAUCGGAGGAAAGUGCAGGGAACCAGGCAUGGGAGAUUGAUGUUUGCAUAGAUAUGCAUCAUCAAGGCAUGGCCCUGGAGCAGUUAGUAACAGAAACUACUCCACAGACAAAAGAAGGCUUCCCUUCAUAUGCAUCCACCUCCAGAGGUUUCGGCUGGUGGGGUGGCCAUCAUGCUCCUGUUGCCGGCAUUGGAUCUGCAGGUUUGUUUCCCGGAUACUAUCAAGUUUCCUGUCCUCAAGCUAAUUUCCAUGAUUGCUUUGUGCAGGGUUGUGAUGCUUCAGUGCUAUUGGACAGUACUGCAAAGAUUGCUAGCGAGAAGAAUGCAGGUCCAAACAGGAAUUCCCUCAGAGGAUUUGAUGUGAUUGACGAGAUCAAGGCUGAGUUGGAAAAUGCUUGCACUCAAACCUUCUCUUGCGUGGAUAUUCUUGCCAUGGCAGCUCGUGGCUCUACUGUACUGAGAGGUGGACCAAGUUGGGAGCUCCCCUUGGGAAGAAAGGACUCGAGACGAGAACAGCAAGCCUCAUCAGUCUCUUCAAACGCCAAGGCCUGA
Messenger RNA from Linum trigynum, 2205 nucleotides. NCBI's taxonomy places the organism in Eukaryota, Viridiplantae, Streptophyta, Magnoliopsida, Malpighiales, Linaceae. The record is from the annotation of a GenBank genome assembly.